CUCUCCCGCCGCUCCGUCUCUCUGCCACCACUAGACACAGCGCCGGUCGCAUCACCCACACCCUCUCCCUCUCACCCGCGCGGCUCGCCGCCCAGCAUGGCCUCGACGUCUGCCACGGCGCCGCCGGCUGCGGCGCAGGUGGCGCGCAUCGCCGCCCUCACCUCGCGCUCGCUCUUCAGCCUGGCGCCCGCCGCCAGCAGCUCGGGCGCCGACGUCUCGCCGUUUGCCCCCGCGCUCGCCGCGCUCGCCGCGCACUCGGCACAGGCGCAGGAGAGCAUCGCCACGCUGCCGCCCAACGCCGACGCCGGCGCCGACCUCGUGCGCGCGUCGAAGCGCAGCGGCCUCGCCACGCUGCUCCUCGCCGCCGAGCAGGGCGCGCUGACGCGCAUCGUGCCGCACCUCGCCGCGCUCGCCAAGGCGCAGGCCGUCGUGCACGUCGCCACCAGCGGCGACCACUCCGACGUGCUGGCGCUGCGCUCGUCCGGCCUCGUGCUCCUCUACAGCUCCACCGCCACGCAGGCCCACGACCACGCCAUCCUCGCCGCGCGCCUCGCCACGGCACACUCCACUGGUGUCAUUCACUUCUUCGACGAGGCGCUCGGCGACGAGGACGCCGUGGCUGAGGUCAGCGAGGCGGAGCUGACCAAGGCGCUCGCCACAAAGGCCUCGAUCCUCAACGGCACCUCGAGCGCCGCCGAGUCGCUCACGCACGCCGUCAACGAGGCCUACUCGACCGUCUCGUCGCUCGUGGGCCGCUCGCUGGCGCCCUUUACGCUGCACGGCGAGCCGGGCGCGGCGGAUCUGGCCAUCGUGCUCGGCCCCGGCGCGGCACAGCUCUCAUCGCAGGUCGACAUCGUCGAGGUCAGCCUGGUGCGGCCGUUCCUGGCCGAGCGUCUCUUCGACCUGGCGCCCGCCGUCAAGCAGAUUGCCGUGCUCGAGGCGAGCCAGCGUCGCUCGACGCGCAUGGGCCCGCUCUUUGUCGAUGUCGCCGGCGCGUGCCAGCGCGCGGCCGUCGAUGGCGGCCGCGCCAUGCCGGCGCGCCUGCUUUCCGGCGUGCUCGGCGACGUCUCGGGCGACGACACCGUCUCGGACAAGCUCGUCGCCGCGCUCACCUCGCCCAAGGCCGCCAGCGGCUUUGUGAUUGGCGCACAGCGCGUGGCCGCGCCGGCGCUCAACCACGCCGCACCCGUCGUGGCGCCCAAGCAGGAGGAGGCGUACAACGUGAUGCUGCAGCAGGUCUUCAAGGAGCGCCUUUCCGUCAUCAACUCUCCCUCGUCCGACGCACACCCGCACCCCUCGGCGCGCAGCCCCGAGUUUGCCUUUGGCCAGACGCUGGCGCAGCUCGAGGGCAGCGAGGAGCUGCGGCGUGUGGCGCAGGACGCUCUGCGUGCCGGCGGCCUCGCCGAGAACCUGCACGAGGCGCUCAAUGCCUGGCUCACGGCCAAGUCUGACGAGAAGCGCGCUGCCGCUGCGCCCAAGCUGGCGCAGCUGCUGGCUGCCGAUUCUACGCCUGCGCUGGACCGCGUGCGCGCCCUCGGCGCCCACCUGGCGCCCAAGUCGCGCUGGAUCGUCGGCAGCGAUGCGUGGGCGUACGACUCGGGCAUGAGUGGCGUGCACCACGUCAUUGCGUCGGGCAAGAACAUCAACAUGCUCAUCUUCGACACACUGCCGUACUCGAAGCGCGACGCGCAGGAGGCACACAAGCGCAAGAAGGACGUCGGCCUGUACGCCAUGAACUACGGCGGCACCUACGUGGCCUCGACGGCAGUGUAUGCCGACUACACGCAGGUGCUGCACGCCCUCAUGGAGGCCGACCGCUUCGACGGUCCCUCCGUCGUGCUGGCCUACAUUCCGUACCGCACCGAGGAUGCUCCGGCGCUCGAGGUGCUGCGCGAGACGAAGCUGGCCGUCGACUCGGGCUACUGGCCGCUCUUCCGCUGGGACCCCUCGGCCGAGAGCCGCGGCGCCGACGUGUUCCGCCUGGACGGCGUGCGUGUGCGCGAGCAGCUCAAGGCCUUCCUCGACCGCCAGAGCCACGUCUCGAACCUGGCCAACGUGCGCCCGCAGCUCUCCUACGAGCUGGCGUCGAGCGCCGGCACGGGUCUGCGCGAGCUGCAGCGCCGCAAGGCGCGCGAGGCAUACGACUCGCUCCUCGGCAACAUGGACGGCCCGCCGCUGCUCAUUCUCUUCGCCUCCGACGGCGGCAACGCCGAAAAGGUGGCGCGCAAGCUCGGCAUGCGCGCCAAGAUGCGCGGCCUCGCCGCACGCACGCUGGCCAUGGACGACUUCCCCAUCGCCGACGAGCUCGUCAAGGAGAAGAACGUCGUCUUUGUCACCUCGACGGCCGGCCAGGGCGAGGCGCCGCAGAACGCGCGCGACACGUUCAAGACGCUCGCCAAGAUGCAGCAGGGCGACCUGGCUGCCGCCGCCGCCGACGCUGAGGCGCCCAAGUACACCGUCUUUGCCAUGGGCGACAGCCACUACUGGCCGCGGCCCGAGGAUGCGCGCUACUACAACAAGCCCGGCAAGGACCUCGACGCGCGCCUCGAGGUGCUGGGCGCCGAGCGCAUGGCGCCCAUCGGCCUCGGCGACGACCAGGACCCCGACGGCGCACAGACGGGCUACAAGGCCUGGGAGCCGACGCUGUGGAAGGCGCUCGGCGUCGACUCGAUCGAGGUCAAGGAGUCGGAGCCGGAGCCGAUCACCAACGAGCACAUCAAGAUCGCCUCGAACUACCUGCGCGGCACGAUUCUCGAGGGCCUCAAGGACAAGAGCACGGGUGCGCUGGCCGAGUCCGACGGCCAGCUGACCAAGUUCCACGGCACGUACCAGCAGUACGACCGCGACACGUUCGACGAGCGCAAGGCCGCCGGCCUUGAGCCGGCCUACUCGUUCAUGAUCCGCUGCCGCAUCCCCGGCGGCGUGUGCACGCCCGAGCAGUGGAUCAAGCUCGACGACGUGGCGACCGACUACGGCAACAACACGCUCAAGAUCACGACGCGCCAGACGAUCCAGUACCACUGCAUCAUCAAGGAGAACCUCAAGGCGGCGAUGCAGGGCAUCAACAAGAGCAUGCUCGACACGAUUGCCGCGUGCGGCGACGUGAACCGCAACGUCAUGUGCAGUCCCAACCCGGCGCUCUCGCAGCUGCACGAGGAUGUGUUUGAGUUCAGCAAGGCCAUCAGCGAGUACCUGCUGCCGCGCAUGGAUGCCUACCACGAGAUCUGGCUCGACGAGAAGACGGACUCGAAGAAGAAGCAGCUGCUCGCCGGCGGCGCGCUGCAGGACCACGAGCCGCUGUACGGCAACUACUACCUGCCGCGCAAGUUCAAGAUUGCCAUUGCCGUGCCGCCGCGCAACGACACCGACUGCUUCGCGCACGACAUUGGUCUCAUUGCCAUUGCCGACCCGGCGACGAAGCGGCUGGUGGGCUUCAACGUCUCCGUCGGCGGCGGCAUGGGCGUGACGCACUCGAUGAAGGCCACGUACCCGCGUCUCGGCGACGUGAUUGGCUUCGUGACGCCGGAGCAGACGCUCGAGGCGUGCAAGCACAUCAUGCUCAUCCAGCGCGACACGGGCAACCGCGCCAACCGCAAGCAGGCGCGCCUGAAGUACACCAUCGACAACUACUGGAAGGGCCCCGAGGCCUUUACGGCGGAGCUCGAGAAGCGCCUGGGCCACAAGCUGCAGCCGGCGCGCCAGUUCCACUUCGAGACCAACACGGACUCGUACGGCUGGAGCCAGGACUACAAGGGCAACUGGCACUGCGGCCUCUGGCUCGAGAACGGCCGCGUGCGCGACGCGCCGGGCGACGAGUUCCGCACGGGCCUGCGCGAGCUGUGCAAGAUCCACAAGGGCAACCUGCGCAUGACGCCCAACCAGCACAUCAUCGUCAGCGACGUGGCGCCGGAGGACAAGGAGCGCAUCGAGGCGCACCUCGUCAAGUGGGGCAUGGACAACUGGCGCCACUCGGGCAUCAAGCUCAGUGCCUCUGCGUGCGUCGCCUUCCCCACGUGUGGCCUGGCGUUUGCCGAGUCGGAGCGCUACCUGCCCGUGCUCGUCGAGAAGGUCGAGAAGAUCAUCGAGCGCUACGGACUGCGCGAGGUCGAGAUUCCGAUGCGCAUGAGCGGCUGUGCCAACGGCUGCUCGCGGCCGUGGAUGACGCCAAUCGGCUUCGUCGGUCGCGCGCCCGGACGCUACCUCAUGCUCCUCGGCGGCGGCCAGGACGGGCAGCGCCUCAGCAAGCCGUACAUGUCCGACGUCGGCGAGGAGGAGAUCCUCGCCGUGCUCGAGCCCAUGAUCAAGCGCUACUCGCAGGAGCGCCUGCAGGGCGAGUACUUUGGCGACUGGCUCAUCCGCGCCGGCAUCACAAAGGCCACGACGCACGGCACCAACUUCUACGACGAUGGCUACGCCGGAGACGUCGCAGUCGGCGCCGCAUAGGUCCGCUCCUCGCCUCACAUAUCCGCCACGACCGCACUCUAGAGACUUUGCUUCCCUUGCCCCUCCUCUCUCUCUCACGCGCUAUUCGCU
Molecule: messenger RNA, 4533 nt
Organism: Tilletiopsis washingtonensis
Lineage: Eukaryota; Fungi; Basidiomycota; Exobasidiomycetes; Entylomatales
Product: putative sulfite reductase cys-4
Exons: 2
Coding region: 97-4443 (1448 amino acids)
Biological process (GO): sulfate assimilation
Cellular component (GO): sulfite reductase complex (NADPH)
Molecular function (GO): heme binding; iron-sulfur cluster binding; sulfite reductase (ferredoxin) activity
Source: RefSeq, a predicted model, not a curated record